GUUGUUGGAGACUGACUGAAGGGUUAGCAUAUGAACUGUAGAAGUCUUUCACCAUGAGUAUUAUAACCAGCCUGCUUCUGAUUACAGUGUUCUUAAAAAGUGUUCAAUGUCAGACACUGACUGAGUCAGAACCAGCAGUUAAAAAACCUGGAGAAUCCCACAAACUGACCUGUACAGCCUCUGGGUUCACAUUCAGCAGCUACAGGAUGAGCUGGAUCAGACAGGCUCCUGGGAAGGGACUGGAGUGGGUUGCCUACAUAAGCACACAGAGUUCACCCAUCUACUAUUCCAAAUCAGUUGACGGAAGAUUCAUUAUAUCCAGAGAUGACUCCAACAGCAAGCUGUACCUGCAGAUGAACAGGCUGACAGCUGAAGACUCUGCUGUGUAUUACUGUGCCAGAUACCCACACUAUAGCUACUUUGACUACUGGGGUAAAGGCACUCAAGUCACCGUUGCCACACAAUGUGCACCAACCUCCCUCUUGCCUCUAACGGAAUGCGGGUCUAAAAAACCCAACGAUCAGCUGACCCUGGUCUGCAUCGCCCGCAACUUUUCGCCUGCUUCUUCCGUGACCUUCCGGUGGAAGGGCCCCAGCGGAACAGCCGUGUCUGACUUCACUCAGUACCCACCAGUGCAGAUCGAUGGGUUCUACACAAGCAUCAGUCAUGUCAGUGUAAAAGCGGCAGAGCGGGAGUCCUACAGUUGCUCCGUGACCCAUCCCUCACAGUGUAUGAACAAGGAAGUGUUUUUCCCGAAACCAGAACAGUCCUCAGAAAAACCCUGUCUGGAGGUGACCCUGAAGCCCCCAAAGAUGAGCGAAUUGUUUGUAAAUAACCAGGCUGUGCUGGACUGCGUCAUCACUGGGGGAGAUGAGGCAGCAGUGGAGAGAGCCAAAGUUACCUGGACACCGAGUGGAAACACCUCGAGUGAGAUCACUCGGCACGGACAUGUGUUCAGGAAGACCAGCACUCUGACUCUGGGACGGGAACGCUGGUUCACCGAGCAAAAUGUUGAGUGCUCUGUCCAACAGAAGAACAGCGAAAAGUCAGCCAUCAAAAAGUCUUUCAGCCGGAACACCAGCGCGUCAAAAGUUCCCGAGGUGGUUUUAAUCACACCCAUAAAACAGGACAGCGAGUUUGUCUCCCUGGUCUGUGUAGUGACAGGCUUCUCUCCCUGGGACGUGUUCGUCAUGUGGACAGUGGAUAAAGGAUCCUAUGAAGAGGGCAUCACCAGUGAGCCUGUGAAGUGCUACGAUGGCACCUACUCUGUCACAAGUUUUUUCAAAGUCUCGACAGCGAAGUGGGAGUCCAAGUCCAAAGUCACCUGCAAUGUGAAGCAUGUUUCUAUGGCCAAUGGAGCAGCCCCUCUCACAAAAUCUGUGUCCAAAGCACCUGAACAGUCCUCAGAAAAACCCUGUCUGGAGGUGACCCUGAAGCCCCCAAAGAUGAGCGAAUUGUUUGUAAAUAACCGGGCUGUGCUGGACUGCGUCAUCACUGGGGGAGAGAAGGCAGCAGUGGAGGGAGCCAGCGUUACCUGGACACCGAGUGGAACAGGCACCUCGAUCAAUGAGGGUCAGAUCACAAAGGACGGACAUGUGUUCAGGAAGACCAGCACUCUGACUCUGGGACAGGCACGCUGGUUCACCGAGCAAAAUGUUCAGUGCUCUGUCCAACAGCAGAACAGCGAUAAGCCGGCCAUCACAAAAUCUUUCAGCCGGAACAACAGUGGGUUAAAAGCUCCCAAGGUGGUUAUAUACACAACCUCAGAAGAAGAAGACAGUGAGUUUGUCUCUCUGGUCUGUGUAGUGACUGGCUUCUCUCCCCGGGACGUGUUCGUCAUGUGGAGAGUGGAUGAUGGAUCCUAUGAAGAGGGCAUCACCAGUGAGCCUGUGGAGAGCAAACAUGGCACCUUCUCUGUCACAAGUUUUUUCAAAGUCCCGACAGCGAAGUGGAAGUCCCAGUCCAAAGUCGCCUGCAAUGUGAAGCAUGUUUCUGUGGCCAAUGGAGCAGUCGCUAUCACAAAAUCUGUGUCCAGAGCAACUGACCCACCCUGUCUGGAGGUGACCCUGAAUCCCCCAAAGGCGAGAGAAUUGUUUGUAAAUAACCAGGCUGUGCUGGACUGCGUUAUCACUGGGGGAGAUGAGGCAGCAGUGGAGGGAGCCAGCGUUACCUGGACACCGAGUGGAACGAGCAAAGAGAGUCAGACCACUCGGCACGGACAUGUGUUCAGGAAGAACAGCACUCUGGCUCUGGGACAGGAACACUGGUUCACCGAGAAAAAUGUUCAGUGCUCUGUCCAACAGCAGAACAGCGAAAAGCCGGCCAUCAAAAGAUCUUUCAGCCGGAACACCAGCGGGUUAAAAGCUCCCAAGGUGGUUAUAAACACACCCUCAGAAGAGGACGGCAGUGGGUUUGUCUCUCUGGUCUGUGUAGUGACGGGCUUCUCUCCCCGGGAUGUGUUCGUCAUGUGGAGAGUGGAUGAUGGAUCCUAUGAAGAGGGCAUCACCAGUGAGCCUGUGGAGAGCAAAAACGACGGCUUCUCUGUCACAAGUUUUUUCAAUGUCUCGACAGCGGAGUGGAAGUCCCAGUCCAAAGUCGCCUGCAAUGUGAAGCACGUUUCUGUGGACAAUGGAGCAGCCCCUAUCAUAAAAUCUGUGUCCAGAGCAACUGGUAAUUCCAUUGAAUGCGACUAAAUCUCCACACAUAGAAUGUCCUCGGUGAAUAAAACCCACAACGACUGCACACUGGCCUCAUGCACACAGUCUAAUGUUCAGUAAUUACAGUGGUGCUACAGCCCUGUAUACACAGCAUAACAAAGUGCUGGGACAUCAGUGUUUAGCACCAUCUUGUACCGUGAUGUGAUUGGUCACUAUUGUCUGUAGGAUUGCCAGGUGGUGGAUAUGUGUGGUUCUUGUUCACCUGGGGUAACUGACACCCUCCAUUACCCGUUGUUUCCUGUCAUGUGUGGUAGCUUCUCUUUGUCUGUUUGUUCAUUUUGUUUGUUUGUUUUGCUUGUAUCCCCAUUAGCUGUUGCACGUGCGGCAAUUACACUUCCUGAGGUCUACACAAAACAUUAAAAACAUGACAUAGUACAGGAUAGUAAUCGACAAAAAUAGAACAGUAACAAAAUAUGAUAUUUGCAAAUAUUUUAAAUAAUUUUGUUUUUUUGCUGUCACUGUUUCUUGUUAUGUAAAAACGUGUAUGACUUUUUGUACUGUGCUGUCAUGUGCAAUUUGUUUGCUCCUGUUGUUUGCUGCUGUAGAUGUUCUUGUAGUCACCGUCUUGGUCAUUGUGUGCUCAUAUUAAUGCAACUUGCAGGAAGGGUGUGAAAAUAUAAAUAAAUAUUAGUGCAUUUGA
Anguilla rostrata (American eel) is the source of this 3357-nucleotide messenger RNA. RefSeq names its product immunoglobulin mu heavy chain-like. The record is from RefSeq and is a predicted model, not a curated record. The transcript has 10 exons. NCBI's taxonomy places the organism in Eukaryota, Metazoa, Chordata, Actinopteri, Anguilliformes, Anguillidae. Gene Ontology annotation, biological process: antibacterial humoral response; complement activation, classical pathway. Gene Ontology annotation, molecular function: immunoglobulin receptor binding; antigen binding. Gene Ontology annotation, cellular component: extracellular exosome; immunoglobulin complex, circulating; blood microparticle. The coding region runs from base 54 to 2693 and encodes 879 amino acids.